AAGGACUGUAGGUUCUGCUGUUCACUUGCUUAGGGGGGUCAGCGCGUGUAUGUGUCAUCGAGGUGGGCAGGGAAGGGGAGGGCUGUGCCUGUGGGGGAAGGAUAUAUAUGCUGGCGUGGCUGAGACGGCGGAUCCGAGCCUCACAUCCGAGGGAGCCGGUACCGACAGCUCUCAGUACCUUGCCUGCCGCUCCUGCACCAUGAAAAUCCUGCUGUGUGACCUCCUGCUGCUCAGCCUCUUCUCCAGCGUGUCCAGCAGCUGUCAGAAGGACUGUCUGACCUGCAGGGAGAAGCUCCGCCCAGCUCUGGACAGCUUCAACCUCGAGGUGUGCAUCCUGGAGUGUGAAGGGAAGGUCUUGUCCAGCCCCCUCUGGACUCCAUGCACCAAGAUCAUGGCCAGGGGCUCCUGGCAGCUCGGCCCUGCUCACCCAGAGCACUUGGCAGCUGCUCUUUACCAGCCAAGAGCCUCCGAGAUGCAUCUGAAACGAAUGCCCCGUGUCAGGAGCCUGUUCCAAGAGCAGAAAGAGGCCGAGCCCAGCACGGAUGAGGCUGGAGAGAAGGAGCAGAAGCAGCUGCAGAAGAGGUUUGGGGGCUUCACCGGGGCCCGGAAGUCGGCCCGGAAGCUGGCCAACCAGAAGCGGUUCAGUGAGUUUAUGAGGCAGUACCUGGUCCUGAGCAUGCAGUCCAGCCAGCGCCGGCGCACCCUGAACCGGAAUGGUGUCCGGGUGAUCCCCAAAACAGCAUGUCUCCAUCCCCAGACCUGCCGGCUGGGCAUCCGGAUUCCUUCCUUCCCACAGCGCUGAGCCA
Miniopterus natalensis is the source of this 806-nucleotide messenger RNA. NCBI's taxonomy places the organism in Eukaryota, Metazoa, Chordata, Mammalia, Chiroptera, Miniopteridae. The record is from RefSeq and is a predicted model, not a curated record.